UUGGCUCGUGCGAGCAUAAUUUAAGGCAAACGAAACACCAAAAAUGAUGAGACGUUAUUAGCGGCAGUCAGACAUAACCUAUCCAAGAUGAAUACGUGCGGCCAUCUCCCAAUACUCUGUGUUUUAUUGUUGGCUUUUCAUGGUGUUUUCUGUAGCGAAUUUGCCAAGAGGAAAUACGCUCUGUCGAUGUUUAAAUUUCACGACGAGAUUUCAAGUGGCGAUAUCUUCAAGUCGUUUUGGCUGAACCGAAAACAGCGAAGAAGUGUGAAAUUUGUGGGAGAUGGACAACUGAAUAGGCUUACUGCAGAUCUGACACAAACUAAACCACAAUUUGAAUGCGGCGACCGAGUCUUAACACUUCUUCUAAAGCAUGUCGAUGUGACCAAUAUCCGAUUUUAUGGACCACAUGGAGACUUGCUUCACUUGGACCAUUUGGUAGCAUUUUGUGGUGUUUCCAUCAAGAAUACAAACACGGAUAUUCGCCUGCUGUUCAACUAUGAUUCCUGUUAUAUGAGACAAGAGCAAACCAAAUAUGUAUUAUCUCUGAGCUGGUAUGGGGCAGAUCUUGACCUGACCUGUCCUGUAAGUGUGACCCCUCCCUCCAUCACGUGUAAGAACAGUGGCAUGGAAUUGACUGUUGUUGGUGAUGGAACAGCAGAUGAACUGUCAGUUGCAUUGAAUGAAGAAUGGGCACCUCUGCUUUAUGUGGCGACUCAAUGCUGGCACCGGAAGCGGUCUAACCAGGGAUAUCUCACCUUUUUGGUUCCAUAUACAAGCUGUGGCGUCACCGUCAGAGAUGGUCGUUCUGAUGUGGAAUUGAAAUUAAAAGACAAGAUGAUCACCCUGUCCUGUCCACAUGAGCCAAUACCAGUGUUUCCGGUCACUGACUCGGGGCUUUCUGUGACAAACCAACCACUGCCACAAAGGGAACCCAAUGUAUACCACAAGCCACCAACUGGAUUUCCAACAAAAGCAGUAACCAGUCAGAUAGUGGAGGAGCAAGCGUUUCCUGUUGAGCAACCGGCAAGAAAUGCAGCUAGAACACCCUCUCGACACGGACGUCCUUUGCUGCCUAGAAUACCGUCUUUGCCUGGCUCUUUUAAUCUAGCUGUGAACUUCCCAUUUUCACUUCCCAACCCAACACGGACGGCUCACAGAGACCAUUUAACAAGUAAACAUGUGACUCCUGCCCCGACUUAUGCUCCGACCACUGAUCCUACUGUUCCGAGCUCCGAGUUUAGCUCCAAUAUUCAAAAUGGACCGUCCCAUGUCUCUUAUGAGCAGAUGCAACAGGAACUUGCUGAUCCGGUCACUAAUGCUCCUAAACCUGAAUCUCACUACAUGCAGUAUCCGUAUAAUUUUGAAAAACCUACUUCAAUUCCUCAAACUGAGCCUUCUCCUGCUCCAGAAUAUCAACUUUCAAGAGUGUCUGUCCCUAGUGCUGCACUGUAUCAGUGGUAUGGGUCGGCUCAGAACUUUCCUAAACCUAAUCCACUUAAAGUAAAUCCUGCUUUUGCCAGCUUGGCACCGUAUAUUCCACCUGGUUAUUUCCUAUGCUCUUAUGACAAUCAACAACUGCAGAUACACCCACAGAUGUUUCAGCCUCCUGUUCCAAAUCAGCCAUUGCAGUAUCAAAAUCCUAGUUAUCAAAAGCCUGACAUUACUCCGCUUGCAACUGUUAAUCCUGAUACACCUCCCAUGAAAGGAUACUCGGAACAUCAACUGACUAGUGCUGUUGCUUUCCAGCCUCCUCCGUACCAGCAGUACUUUUACCAAAGAAGUUAUGGUCGUAAAGGUUCCACCACACCCUUAUCACCUACUACUCGGCUUAUUCCCAUAAAUAUGCAAUCUCAAACAAGGCCAUAUCCUGCUUCACAAGAUUCAAGACCCUUCCAGCCACAAUAUUACCAAAAGCCUAGUCAACCUUAUGGGUCAGUCCAACAGCCUUGGUCAACCAGUUACUUUCCUGUUAAAGGGUUGUCUCAAGAGUUGAGGCCAUUUGUGUCCGCUUCAAGCCAGACACCCGAGUAUCUCCAGUAUCAGACUGGUGGGGACCAAUCUCCAAAUCUGUAUCAGAGGUCUGUUGUCCAUACCCCUGGCACAGGAGUCUCAAGUCGUUCACAAUACCAGCCCAGUCAGUUUUCCAAACUCCCAUAUCCACCAUUGAGACCAGAGGUGCUUUCAGGUGAUGUUUCCACAGAAAAUACUGGAUCUAGACCUGUAGGAUUUUUACAGCCACGGUCCAAAGCUUCAAUUCCAAGGCCACCUGUGCACCUUCCUUUACUGAAAAAAGCUGAGGCACAAGUUGCACAACUUCCUUACAGUCAGGGUCCUUCAUUUGGGUACAUGCAGAAUCCUAAUAUCCACUCUGAAAGGCCAGGAGAACCAAGAAGUCGGAAGCCUCAGAAUGACACCCUGCCACUGCACCAAUUCUUCAGACGUGCAAGAAUACCGAAGGAUGUUUAUGUGCCCCCACACUUCAGGUCUACCUCAGAGAAAUAAGUGCAAUUGGCAAAAAAGGCACCACACUCUGGUCUUUUGGGAGGUUUUGUUAACUUGUUUUCAAGCUUUUGAUAAAGUGUGAAAGUGACUUCAUAAAAUUGUUCCAUUGAUAAUGCAAUAAAUAUUUCGUAAAUA
This is a messenger RNA of Sinocyclocheilus rhinocerous, 2637 nucleotides long. RefSeq names its product extensin. The record is from RefSeq and is a predicted model, not a curated record. NCBI's taxonomy places the organism in Eukaryota, Metazoa, Chordata, Actinopteri, Cypriniformes, Cyprinidae. The transcript is spliced from 5 exons. The coding region runs from base 88 to 2502 and encodes 804 amino acids.